Molecule: messenger RNA, 305 nt
Organism: Talpa occidentalis (Iberian mole)
Lineage: Eukaryota; Metazoa; Chordata; Mammalia; Eulipotyphla; Talpidae
Product: receptor-type tyrosine-protein phosphatase T-like
Exons: 2
Molecular function (GO): protein binding
Source: RefSeq, a predicted model, not a curated record
AUCAACUACAAGGCUGUUGGCUCCCUGGACCCAAGUGCCGAUCUGUCCAGCCAGAGGGGGAAAGUGUUCAAACUCCGGAAUGAAACCCACCACCUCUUUGUGGGUCUGUACCCAGGGACCACCUACUCCUUCACCAUCAAGGCCAGCACAGCAAAGGGCUUUGGACCCCCCGUCACCACUAGGAUUGCCACCAAAAUUUCAGCUCCAUCGAUGCCUGAAUAUGACACAGACACCCCGCUGAAUGAAACCGACACGACCAUCACGGUAAUGCUGAAGCCUGCUCAGUCGCGGGGAGCCCCCGUCAG